AUGGGAAUCUUCAGCAAGUUCGCAGCUGCACUAGUAGCUAUUCCUUCUGCUGUACUCGGCGGUAUGACAACAUUCCUGUUCGCCUCUGUCGCGACUAGCGGUCUGCGUAUCAUUUCAACGAUCCCAUUCUCCCGCCGCAAUCGCUUCAUCCUAGCUGCAGCAUUCGCCCCUGGAUUUGGUGCUACUCUUGUUCCUACCCAUGUCUUUACAUACUCCGGCAGCAACCAAGCUCUUGAAGGUUUCUUCAACGCCAUUGUACUAGUCAUGGAGCAAGGCUUCGCUGUUGCUGCCUUCGUCGCUCUGAUUCUCAACUUGAUCUUGCCCGAAGAGAUGGAGGACGAAGAGAUUCCUGAGUUGACUGCCAACACUAUCGAUGCACCAGCAGACGAGGAAGAAUGGCGACACAUCAGAAGGGAAGGUGAGAGUGAGAAGAUCUCGCCUAUCAGAACUAAGCUGAAUGGCCCAGAGGCCAUUCAGCUCUAG
Messenger RNA from Aureobasidium musti, 483 nucleotides. Lineage: Eukaryota; Fungi; Ascomycota; Dothideomycetes; Dothideales; Saccotheciaceae. The record is from the annotation of a GenBank genome assembly.